AAUUCUAGUGCGAUGCACUGUAAAAGCACUACGGCUGGCGGUCGGCAAUGAGUAAACCCAAAUAAAACCUGAGUAAUCAAUUGAGUGCUACCAGAAUAGCGUCACGAGUGCGGAACUACCCGCCGCGCAAUCUUAUCUCAUACCGCGCGCCGAGAUUACAGCGCGCACAACGCUAUCUCCUCGGCGUUCGAGCAGCGAGCGCACUCAGCGCUCAAAUGCCGCCAGUGAUGCCCGCAAGAUGAAAACCUCAACAAGGCUAACAGUUUAACAUCUAUCCAAAGAACAACUCCACCAUGGGUAACGAAACCAGUUGCUGUUCGUACUCCAGUCCACAGCCGACGCAUCGCGUUCCACACCCAGUGGACGAGUCGAUCCCUGAGGAUGUCUCCACCAACAAUCUGCAGCACAUCAGUGAACGUGAAGGAGACGAUGGUGAGUCCGACCCAUCGCAGGAUCCAAUGGUAAAGACUCUGUUUUUGGAGAGGUCUAAAGUUGAGCUGGAGAAUGGAAUCAUCAGACGUAAGGGUGGACCUGGUGAUCAUGGCACCAUUGACAGACCUUUGAAGAAGAGCAGCUCAUGCUCAACUAUCUAUCUUGAUGAUAGCACUGUGUCCCAGCCGAAUCUAAAAAACACGGUGAAGUGUGUUGCAUUAGCUAUUUAUUUCCACAUAAAGAACAGAGUUUCAGAGAGACAAAUUGAUAUCUUUGAUGAGAGACUGCACCCAUUGACAAGAGAAGUUGUGAGUGAAGACUAUGACAAGCAUAAUCCAGAGCAUAGACACAUUUAUAAAUUCGUGAGGACACUGUUUAAUGCAGCCCAGUUGACUGCAGAAUGUGCUAUCAUCACUUUAGUGUAUCUAGAGAGACUUUUAACUUACGCUGAACUUGAUAUAGCUCCAUCAAAUUGGAAAAGAAUCGUAUUAGCUGCCAUAUUGUUAGCCUCCAAGGUAUGGGACGACCAGGCGGUGUGGAACGUGGACUAUUGCCAGAUUCUCAAGGACAUCACCGUGGAGGAUAUGAAUGAACUCGAGCGGCAGUUGGAAUUGCUGCAGUUCAACAUCAAUGUGCCGUCCAGCGUGUAUGCCAAGUACUACUUUGAUCUGCGAACGCUGGCGAAGGCCAACGAUUUGUCCUUCCCGAGCGAACCUCUCAGCAACGACCGUGCGCAGAAGCUGGAGGCAAUGUCGCGCGUCAUGGAGGAUAAGUACACGGCCGAGGCACUCAAGAACGGCUUCAAGAAGUGGUCCAGCCUGGACAACAUCAAUAUGAACGGCAACGGUGUCCGGCGGAGUGUCGCCAUUCUCUCGUGAUUUAUGUCAUAAGGGAAGUUUAUAUUAAACACUAAAGAACUAUCAAUUAAUUGUAACUCUAAGGGAUGUGAGAAUGAUCUUGAUGAAGAAUGAAAACCAAAGUGUGUCUAGUGAACGUUUCGCGCAAACGAACAUGAGGUGUCGACAGCGGUCGAUUUUUAUAUUACUAUGUCAUUUUAUUAUCCUGCUAUGAGGAUAUAACACAAUAACGCAUUUGUGCACUUUAGAUUUAUAUUUAUGAAGCGGCGGCGACGAAGAUGGUUGGGCGGACAAUGGUGAUAGAGAAAACAGAUAUGGCCAAAAUAUAAAUUAAACAAAUUCACGUAGAAAUUAUAACAUUAUUUGGUGUCACAAUGUUUAUGUUUUGUCGGAGACGUUGAAAGCGAAAAUAUUUUGCCAACAAAAAUAUUAAAUACAAAAAGUAUAAUUUCGUCUUCCAUCACCGUAUUAUUCACAACAUGUAUUAAUUUUUAACGCCUAUAUAAUUUAUACUUAGUCAUGUUUUUCACUUUUGUAGAUGUAAAACGUUUCAAGAGAUGACGACAAGUUGUAAGAUCUGUGGAUGCAUUUUGAAACGUCGCGAUGUGUAUUUAUAUUUUUAUAACGAAAGCAUAUUGAAUUUAACUUUAAUUCAAACGAUAUAGGCGUAGAUAGAGAUGUUGAAAACAUUGCAAACUUCCUACCAAUGAUUGAUAAUGAGAUCGAGCGUAAUCACGUCCUUUGAAAAAAUCUCUUCUUCAGAUAUUCUUACUUAGAAAUUUUUAACUUCACAUUGAAUAUUUAUAAAGGUCGAGGACUGAUUUUAUUUAAUACCUAAACCAAACAAGUGCAAGUCCAACGAUUAACGUUUAGCGGACAAUCCUGCAAUAGGCCUAUUUUCGAUUUUUAUACCAGCUUUUCAUUAGAAACGAUUAUAAAUAAACGAAAUAAAGAAAAUUCAACACAAA
Molecule: messenger RNA, 2257 nt
Organism: Dalotia coriaria
Lineage: Eukaryota; Metazoa; Arthropoda; Insecta; Coleoptera; Staphylinidae
Gene: CycY
Product: cyclin Y
Biological process (GO): regulation of canonical Wnt signaling pathway; regulation of cyclin-dependent protein serine/threonine kinase activity
Cellular component (GO): plasma membrane
Molecular function (GO): cyclin-dependent protein serine/threonine kinase activator activity; protein kinase binding
Source: RefSeq, a predicted model, not a curated record